Vidua macroura (Pin-tailed whydah) is the source of this 1346-nucleotide messenger RNA. Its product is annotated as ribosyldihydronicotinamide dehydrogenase [quinone]-like. Lineage: Eukaryota; Metazoa; Chordata; Aves; Passeriformes; Viduidae. Bases 98 to 898 code for a protein of 266 amino acids. Gene Ontology annotation, molecular function: NAD(P)H dehydrogenase (quinone) activity. The transcript has 7 exons. Gene Ontology annotation, cellular component: cytosol. The record is from RefSeq and is a predicted model, not a curated record.
CCCGCCCCGCGCUGGCGCUGGCCCAGGGCCCGGGCCGGCGGGCAGCGGGGCCGCCGGGAAGGGCCGCCGGGAAGGGCCGCUCCCAGCCCCGCCGCAGAUGUGCUCCGGGCCCCGAGGAGCAGGCAGCACCAGAUUAUCAAGAGUGAAGCUCCCCAGCGCUCCCCAACAAUGGCAGAGUCCAAAUGGUCUCCUGGAUUUCUUUCUGCCUCCAGGGAAAAAAGUCCUGAUAGUCUAUGCACAUCAAGAGCCCAAGUCCUUCAAUGGAUCUUUGCUGAAGAUUGCUGUGGAAGAGCUGACCAAGCAGGGCUGCAGCGUCACCGUGUCGGAUUUAUACGCCAUGCAGUUUGAGCCCAGAGCAACAAGGAAUGACAUUGUUGGUCACCUGCACAACUCAGAAGCGUUCAAUUAUGGUGUGGAAACCUGGGAGGCUUACAAGAGAGGAGAGUUGUCCAAAGACCUGGUUGAAGAGCAGAAGAAAGUGCAGGAAGCAGACCUGCUGAUUUUUCAGUUUCCCUUGUUUUGGUUCAACAUGCCUGCAAUCCUGAAGGGCUGGAUGGACAGAGUCUUGGUCCAAGGCUUUGCUUAUGAUUUGUCAAAGGUUUAUGAUGGUGGUUUGCUCCAGGACAAGUUAUCCCUGUUUUCUUUCACCACGGGAGGAAGCCAAGAGAUGUAUUCAAAAGAAGGCAUUGGUGGUGAUAUUCGCUAUGUCCUGUGGCCCAUGCAGCAUGGAAUCAUGCACUUCUGUGGUGUCAAAGUCCUUGAACCUCACAUCUGUUAUGCUCCAGAGAAUGUCUCUGAGGAGAAGAGGAAGGAGAUGCUGGCUGCCUGGACCCAGCGUCUGAAGACUCUUUGGAAGGAAGAACCCAUAGACUGCUCUCCUGAGUGGUAUUUCAAGUAGUGUUCAGGUGCAAGACUACAAGAUUUUUUUUUCUCCAUUAUUUUUGAUGCUCUGUCUAAAUACCUGAACACUAAUCUCCUAAUUCAAAUCAAAUUGAUUUUAAGAAUCUUGAAUACCACAUCUAGCAGUUUAACUGACAACACAGCAUUUAUCUUCAGUGAUUCCCAAGGGAUUCCCUUCAAGGAUGGGUGCAAAACUCUUUGUGUUGUUCUCCUUGCUCACAUGAACAGUGUCAUCCUGCCUCCUUAUGGUUGAUAACUCGCGUGAUAUUUCAUGGCAGAUUAUACCAUUGUUGCUUGUGAAACAGUAUGUGGCCAAGUUUAUUUUAACACUUUUUGUACCAGUUGCCACUCUUUUUUCCUUUGCCAGGGAAUAUGGUGCCCAUACUCAACCUUUAAAAGCCCAAGAUGGAUUGUUAUAGUGCUACACUUGUCCCUUGGAGCAACAA